AUGGCAUUAAAUGGUAAAAUUGCAAUAAUGACCGGAGCAGCGCAGGGAAUAGGAAAAGCAAUGACUGAGAUGCUCCUGCAAAACGGUGCCAAGGUAGCCCUCUUGGAUGUGAAUGAAACUGAAGGAAAGAAAUUAAUGGAAGCCCUCAAAAGAGAGUACGGACUGGAGAGAACUUUGUUCCACAUCUGUGAUGUUGAAUCAGAGGAGCAGAUCAAAGCUGCCUUUCAGAAAACUGCUGAAACCUUCGGAGGAAUAGACAUCCUGUGCAAUAAUGCCGGCAUUGCGAAUGAGACUGCGUGGGAGAAAACUGUCUCCAUAAACCUUGUGGGGGUCAUCAGGGGGACUUACCUGGCUCUGGAGCACAUGAACAAGUUGACUGGAGGUCGGGGAGGGAUCAUCGUCAACACUGCAUCCAUUACAGGUAAAGCCCACCAUGCUGCCUCUACUGCAUCAGACUACGGCAUACGGGUCAAUGCCCGUUGUGUCCAAACUAACCUCCUUUCUAUCAUUCCUUCCAGGCCGGGGCCAUACUCCCACCUGGCUGAUGCAGCCCAACAAUUAGUAGAAAAGUUUGGGAUAUUAACCUGA
Messenger RNA from Micropterus dolomieu (smallmouth bass), 588 nucleotides. RefSeq names its product 15-hydroxyprostaglandin dehydrogenase [NAD(+)]-like. NCBI's taxonomy places the organism in Eukaryota, Metazoa, Chordata, Actinopteri, Centrarchiformes, Centrarchidae. Bases 1 to 588 code for a protein of 195 amino acids. The transcript has 5 exons. Gene Ontology annotation, cellular component: cytoplasm. Gene Ontology annotation, molecular function: oxidoreductase activity, acting on the CH-OH group of donors, NAD or NADP as acceptor. The record is from RefSeq and is a predicted model, not a curated record.